This is a messenger RNA of Schistosoma intercalatum, 2965 nucleotides long. The record is from the annotation of a GenBank genome assembly. NCBI's taxonomy places the organism in Eukaryota, Metazoa, Platyhelminthes, Trematoda, Strigeidida, Schistosomatidae.
UUUCGUAGUAAGCGCUACCGUGGUCUGUUAUUGGUUGUGGAUUCCUUAGACAAAUAAGGCUGAAAUAAUGGGCUUGAUUUCUUCUCGGAGUCAGCAAGUGGGUCAAGAAAAGGAGAUGCCGAGUGAAUGUCCUGUUGGGAAAAGUGAUGGAUGUCCAAUGAAUCAUGGAUACAAGAACCUCAGUCCAGACAAUCUUGUGGGUUUCAUAUUCCCCAUGUUUUUAGUAUUUCAUGAAUCUUAUUUUUAUACCAAGCGCCUAUAAAGGACAAGUUUUCAUUUGUUGAAAUAAAUUUUGCUGGGGUUCUGCCUGUAGUCUCGGCCUCUUUGCAAGUUCUGGGAAUAAAUUUGUUUGGAACUACCUGUGUUGAGUCACUGGGUUGGCUAAUAGAAUAUAAUUAUCGUCAGUCUUCAUAGUUCGGUUAUUAUUACUCCACAAACCCUUAAACCAAAUCAUGGUGUUGUUUCCAAGUUUGGCUCCGAAAGCGUCAGAUCCAUGAAGAGCAACAACUUAGUGUUCGGUUUCUGUAGUAAUCUUUGUCCGUUACGGGUACAUUGGCUAUUAUUUUAUGUGGCAUUAUGCCUAACUUAUCUUUUUUAUUUCCUGUUAUAAACUUAGCCUAUUUUGCUGCAGUAGAGGGGAGGGUCUUAUAAAAGACUAUCACUGCUGGAAAUUUUCCCAGUAUAUAAAGUUGGCGAAUGCGACUUCCAUGAUAAUGUUUCACACGGUUACUGGAAGAUAUUUCGAGUGAAGUAGACAAUGCAUUUUAUAAUAAAAAGGUUAAACAGUGGACUUAUUGACCUCUUACGUGGUCGAACGUAUAACACUAAACCAUACGUUUCACUAAUAAAAUACCAUCUCUUCUUAAUUUUCUUUCACCUAUUUCAUUUCUAGACUGUUCGCGGAUGUUUCAAGUUGCUUCAAAGUGUAGGUACAUAAUGUAUGUUGGUAGACUUCUCUGUCACUCAAUAUUCUCAUAUGUCCACACAUGUACAGCCACUGCCAGGAAAGUUUUACUUCCUUCUCGCGGUGGGGAUCUUGUUUACAAAAUCAAGAGGACGAAAUGCAAACGCCCGGCUCCAUAGCUGGGUUGAUGGGUGAGGAGGAUCCAUCUAUAGGAGAUGGAAAACCCCGAUUCCGAACCAGUGAUGUACAUGGGUUCUAGGAUCCUGAGGAAACAAAUGGCUCACGAACCUAUUGUUGACUACUGGCUACCGUGGAACUGAAUCUCCUAACGUUGCUUCACGCUAUUUGUCCCCUCAGGAUCCUAGAGCCCAUGUACACCAUUGGUUUGGAAUCAGGGUUUUCCAACUUUCCUAGGUGGAUCCUCUAUAUCUACUGACCCGGUUAAAGCGUCGAACAUUCGCUUUUCGUCAUCUCAAUUUCGUAAGCAACACCCCUGCCACGAGUAGUUGUAAGCACGUGGCCAUGUGAGAACAUUUCGAGGGGGAGAGCUGACUCUUCCCACUUUUGGCCGUGUCAGUGCGUUUGGGGACCUUUAAUAACUCGCAAGUUAGCUAAGUAGUUGUUUUCAAUUUUGGUUGCCUCAGGUGAGGAUAUAAAAGACACAACAAGAAAUGCUCCUGACUUUGUUGAACUCAAAUCUAGAUUGUAUUGUAUCGCCUAAUUUAGUUCAUAAACUAGCCUACCCAUCAAACACUUGAGGAAGCUACUAUAUAAGACAACAAUGAAAUUGACCAAGUCACAAAUACUAGACGUUUCUUAAGUUAGUGUGUAAAACACUUAAAACAAGAGAGCGCAUUGAUCGUUUAUAUUAAUCAUGAAAAAACUUGAUUUGACAAGCGAACUUAUGCUUUACGACGAACAACAGUCACACAGAUUUUGUAUUAUGAGUUGUGUGUUAUAAAUUUGGGUAUUUGUUAGCAAACUGCUGUUGUAUGCUAUACGUUAAGAUAUUUCAUAGUUAAAAACCUAUCUUUAGGACUUCUACUUUUAAGACAACAGUUCCACUUGCUGUUAGAUAAUCUUCAUUACUGAUCAUUAUCAAUGGGUUUAAAUAUUUUAUUAUUUUUUCUAAACCAAUUGGCUGUAUUUUAGAUGCCACCCCCUAACCAACUCCCAAGUCCUGGACAACCUUUCCCAUUGUCCACUGAACGCGAAUUGUCUUCCAUUCCAAAAGCAGAUCGAUCUGAUGGUGAAAAAUGGAUAUAUCCUUCACCUCAAAUGUUUUGGAACGCUAUGCUUCGUAAAGGUUGGCGUUGGCGGGAUGAUGAUAUCAAACCUGAAGAUAUGAACAACAUCAUACGAAUACAUAAUAUAAAUAAUGAAUUAGCUUGGCGUGAGGUUUUAAAAUGGGAGGCUCUACAUGCUAAUGAAUGUAUGACACCGAAAUUGCGUCGUUUUGCUGGAGAUGCAAAAAACUAUUCUCCAAGAGCACGUAUUCGUCGGGCCAUGGGUUAUGAGUUGCCUUUCGAUCGUCAUGAUUGGGUGAUCGAUCGAUGCGGUAAAGAAGUACGUUAUGUAAUUGAUUAUUAUGAUGGAGGUUCUGUGAACGAAGCAUAUCAGUUCGCUAUUCUGGAUGUACGACCUGCAUUAGAUUCAUUCGGGGCAUUUUGGGAUCGUGUUCUAGUUGCAUGGAUGCGUUUCAAGACUCCUGAUCCGCCGAAAAAACUCCAUUUAAAUGAUCCAACAUUUCCGAAAAAGAAUGAAGUGUCUUGAGUAUUGCACUCCUAUUUAACCCACUUAACUCAAUGUUAUGUAUUUGUAUAGCCUGCAGAAAUAUCUAGUUUAGUUAUCAUUCGAACUAACUCGAAAGUACCUUUCCUUCGUUUUAGCUGUGAAGAUGUAAGUCCAUCAAAACUUACAAAAAUGGUUUCAGUGGGACAACAAAUAUCAAGGCAGAAUUUAAGGUAACAAGUGACAACAUCAAUUUUUGCAAGUGCUGGUGAAUUAUUUUCACUCUGUAAUUUCUCUUUGGUUUAUACUAGUCAUUUAUGCUGAGUCUCC